AAGCAACAGUCAAGUGUUUACACUUUUAUCAACCCUUAUAAAUCUCAUGACACAUUUUUAUUCAAGUAACUAAAUCUGUGGCUGCUGUUGUCAUAGUAAUAGCUGAUGUAAACAUGUUACAGCCUUCUUGUAUCCUGGUUUACACUCCCACCCUCCGUCUUUAGCAGCAGCUGUGUGUGUGUGUGUGUGUUUGUGUGAAUGCUGGUUGCACAGCCCUCAGGCUGCUUCCUCAUGACAUCACAUGGUUGCAGAAUGACUUCUCAAACUUUCAUCUGUGAGCCAAGACCUCCUAAACACACAGCGUGCACACACUGCAGGUCUGUUGAUGCUGAGAGGAGAGAGAGGCUUUAGUUUGUUGUGUGGGCACCAGUUGUAAAAGAAGCCUGAAACCAGUUCUGGGUGUAUUAAUAAGCCAAAAAACGUUAUCAGCAGUCUCAUCGUCUCGUGCUACUUCCUGCUUCUGUCGUCAUGGUGACCGUAAGAGCCCCCAGAGCACAGGAUACAGAGGCAGUGAAGAGGCCCUGAUGUCUGAUUCCACCCCUCACUGAUGCUAAAAUACAUGCAGCUUUACACUCCACGCUGCUCAAGUGUGAGACAAAAAUAAAGAGUCCCAGACAUGGAGGAGGAGGGCCGGGUGAAUGGACUGAGCCCAGGGAGGAGGGGCUCAAACUGGGGUCGGAUCGCCCUGCUGGACAAGACCAAGGAGUUCUUCAGGACCUGUGACGUGGAGGGCAAAGGCUUCAUUACCCGCACGGAUAUGAGGAGACUCCACAGAGAGCUGCCUCUGUCCGCAGAGGAGCUUGAGAACGUGUUUGACUCUUUGGAUAAAGACCAUGCUGGUUACCUCACGCUGGAGGCAUUCACUUCUGGAUUCAGUCAGUUCCUCCAUGGCAGGAGGAUUUCUGUAGCUGAUGACCAAAUCCAGGCCCCGGGCUCAGUCUUUCGGACUAAGGAGGCUUUUUAUCAGAGCCAAUGGGAAGCUAAGCUGUCAGGAGUUGAAGACGAGGAGGAGAGGCACUUCUGUAUGCUGCUGGAAAGCCUGGGUGCCAUUAAUGUGUUUGAGGAUCCAGGUGAGGUGCGCAGUCUUUGGGCUCAGCUCCGGCGAGAUGAGCCUCACCUUCUGUCCAAUUUCGAGGAGUUCCUGGCAAGGGUCACCUACCAGAUCAAAGAAGCCCACCAGGAGAAGAAGGAGAUGGAGAGCGCCCUCCAGAGACGGGCUGCAACACAUGACAGUGAGAUCCGGAAUUUAUAUGAAGAGAUGGAGGCGCAGAUCAAAAACGAGAAGGAGAGGCUGAUUCUGAAGGACUCUGAGCGUAUUCAGUUGCGCAGCCAGGAGAUGGAGGACCAACUGUCUUCAAAGGAGAAAGAGCUGGACCAUCUUUUCCAGAAGCAGAAAAGAUUAGAGUCCCAGUGCCAGGAGCUGAACAGCGAGAAGCAGGAGAGCCACGUGGAGAACGUGAAGCUGAAGAUGACCAACGACGAGCUGUCCCGCGCGCUGGAGAGCACCAGCCAGGAACUGGGGCUGGCUCAGGAACAGCUGGCCAUGUUGCAGGAGCAGGCGGCCCGGCUGCAGCAGGAGAAAGAAAUGGAGAUGUACAGAGUAACCGAGGGGCUCCAGAGAGAGAAGCAAAGUCUCAUGAAGCAGCUUGAUCUCCUCAGAGAAAUGAACAAGCAUUUAAAAGAUGAGCGAGACAUAUGCUGUGGAGUACCACGAAGCUCACUCAGGAAGAAGCAGAAGCAGAGAGCGGGCCUCGCUGACAUGUUCGACGACACCAGCCAGCCGAUAAAAAGAGCCCCACUGUUGGUGGACGGGUCCUACCAGUCUCUGGAGGCCUUGCCUAUAGAGCACCUUCAAAUCGUAUUUGUUGCUUCCUCCUCCAGCAGCGAGGACGACACGAUUGCCAUCACCCAGUCCUAUGCUAAGACUGUAAGCGCCCCUGUGUGUCCACAACGGCCUGCGGCCAAGAAAACCUCUGGGUUGACAAACGGCUACGGCAACCACGCUCCACUUAAAGCCAACGAUGUGAAAGCAAAGGCAAAAAAGUCGCCUACCAAGAUGGCUACUGCUAAGAGGACGACGGUAAAGGGCAGAGAGAGAGCAAAAAGAACAGAAACUGAGAAAAAGACGGGUGUGGACGAGGAGGUUUUGGACUCCCCUCCGGACGGUUGGCCACUGCGAAGAGUCAUCUCCAUCGAGGAGGACCACCUGCCCCACCUGCUCCUGGGAGGGCCUCAACCUCUGCUGCACCAGCUCAGUGAGGAGGAAGACAAAGUGGAUGAGGAGGAGGAAGAGGAAGGUCAUAGUGACUUUGAAACAAGUGUUGCCAUAGCAGCGGACCAUGCCACUAACCUGUCCUCAAGUCACACGUUAGAAAACUCUCUUGCGAGGAAAUACAGCUUUAACCGUGCCAAAAAGACGCCCAUGUCUCCAAGAGGACAGCCUGUUGGGAAGGAAACCCAGCAAAGGGUAAAAGAAGGGGAAAUGUUUGUUCCUGACCGCCUCUUUAAAGUGGUCCUGGUUGGAAACUCCAGUGUAGGCAAGACAUCACUGCUCCGCUCCUUCUGUGAGGGCCGUUUCCAUCCCUCCACAACUGCUACUGUGGGUAUCGACUACAGUGUGAAAACACUAACUCUGGACAAUAUGCAGGUGGCAGUCCAGCUUUGGGACACAGCGGGUCAAGAGAGGUUCCGCAGCAUCACCAAGCAGUUCUUUCGCAAGGCAGAUGGUGUGGUAGUGAUGUAUGACAUCACUGUGGAGGACAGCUUCUGGGCUGUGCAACCAUGGCUCAACAAUGUCCAGGAAGCAGCAGGAGAAGGGGUCCCCAUUCUCCUUUUGGGCAACAAAAUGGACAUGGACGGCCAGAGGGAGGUUUCAUUCAGAGUUGCUGAGCAACUAGCCUAUGAAAACAGGGUGAUCUUCUUUGAGGUCAGUGCCUAUACGGGCAAGAAUGUGACUGAAUCCCUUACACACCUGGCCAGAGUGUUAAUCCAGCAGGAGGACAGGGUGAGAGAAAAAACAGUCAUCCUCAGUAACCAGCCCGUAAAGAAGAAAGCCUGCUGCAAGUAAAGUGUGAACUCAGAUUCUAGAUUUUGGACAUUGGAUUGUGAAAUUGUGAGCAGUCUUGGUUUUAACCAGAAAGGCUUCGACAUGUUGAAAUGAGGGAGAGUUGCCAACGUGAGGAUGAAACCACCAACUGUCGAGCUUAGAUGAUGAAGCUCAGAGGAGGAGCUUGUCUGCAUCAUCUCAUGUAAAUAAUCUUACCAAAUCAUAGAACUGUUUAUAAGAUUUAUAAUGAAAAAUAUAUCCUGUAUUAUAAUUUAUUUCAAUGACAACCAUAACCAAGAGAGAAAUCCUGAAUAUACUGUAGCUUUUUUCAUAACUGUAAAAUGAAAUCUUAGUUUUAAUUUCUGAAUGUUUGAAGUGCAGCGUGUUAGUUAAAAAUACAUUUAAUUAAUUAUUUAAAUUCAUAAAAAAAAGCUGUUUAAAUGAAAAUCAUGUUAACAAAGCAUACUGAAUCUUUGACAUUUUAUUCAUUGUCACCUUUUAUAUUAUACUCUGUCAGAUGUCCAAAAACAAAGUGGUACAAGAAGACAUAUUGCAUCUGUGUUUGUUUACUGUUCUGAGGCAUUGUUCUGUGUUUCUCUGGCACCAAAGUCAAGUUGUGGAUUAUCCUCAAUUAAACAAGCAUA
Notolabrus celidotus (New Zealand spotty) is the source of this 3690-nucleotide messenger RNA. RefSeq names its product ras and EF-hand domain-containing protein-like. NCBI's taxonomy places the organism in Eukaryota, Metazoa, Chordata, Actinopteri, Labriformes, Labridae. Gene Ontology annotation, molecular function: GTPase activity; GTP binding; calcium ion binding. The transcript has 18 exons. Bases 617 to 3067 code for a protein of 816 amino acids. The record is from RefSeq and is a predicted model, not a curated record.